AAACCUCCUCCUCCUCUUCGCCACCGCCACCAGAAAGAGAGCCGAAGAAGCGAACAAGGGAAAGGAAGUACUUUCUUUUCUCCUGUUCUCUGACUCGCUGCUCUCUCUCUCUCUCUCUCUAAAACUUCUUAUCCAAUGGCUGCUUCCUUGCUCUCCAAAACUAAGCCCCUCCUCCACGCGAUCCAACGGCGGGGUUACGCUGCAGCAUCACAUGGUUCGGUGGCAGCUGGAUUCGGUAGGGGAGGGUCCAGGAAUGCUAUGGUGGAGGAGCGGGUUGCGAAAGCGAUGAAGGAGGAGUCUGGACUCGGAGCUCCUUCAUCUGCGUGGGCCCCGGAUCCGAGAACUGGAUACUAUAGGCCCGCCAAUCGUGCGGACGAGAUCGACCCGGUUGGGCUUCGAGAGAUGCUGUUGAACCACAAAGCAAAGUGACUACUGACUAGUUACCUUAGAAGAAAGAGCCUUGCUAUUUGAGAAUUAUGUUUAAUUAAUCCAGAUUAUGUAAGUUGUUUAGUGUUAAGCUCAGAGUGACAGUGGUGGUGGUGUUUUUAUCCUAUUAAUAAUCAUAAUAAUCAUGUUUUGUUAUCGUAA
Malus domestica (apple) is the source of this 588-nucleotide messenger RNA. Its product is annotated as late embryogenis abundant protein 41. The record is from RefSeq and is a predicted model, not a curated record. Gene Ontology annotation, cellular component: mitochondrion. NCBI's taxonomy places the organism in Eukaryota, Viridiplantae, Streptophyta, Magnoliopsida, Rosales, Rosaceae. Gene Ontology annotation, biological process: response to stress.